Molecule: messenger RNA, 3021 nt
Organism: Camellia sinensis
Lineage: Eukaryota; Viridiplantae; Streptophyta; Magnoliopsida; Ericales; Theaceae
Source: RefSeq, a predicted model, not a curated record
UACACACCUAACAACCAACCAAAGUAAUAACAAGGUGAUGUUGUCCUCUUUCACAAAAUGUCUCAUCAUUCUACAUCUCCAUCUUCAUUUCCUCAUCUUCUUCUUGUUCUUCAUUGUCCACUCUGCCUCCAACAACACCACUGAACAAAAUAAUCAAGAAGCUACAACACUACUCAAAUGGAAAACCAUCCUCCAUAGCACUCACCCCAUUUCACCUCUACUCUCCUGGAAACCAUCUAAUUCCAAUUCUUCAUCAUCUUCUUCUUCGCCAUGUCAAUGGGAUGGAAUCACCUGCAACAACCAUGGAAGUGUCAUAGACAUAAACCUCAAGAGCUCUAGCCUAACAGCUAAUCUCCAAAGCCUUGGCUUCUCAUCAUUUCCACACCUUCUUGGACUUGAUCUCCAAAACAACUCACUCCAUGGAACCAUUCCAUCCUCCAUAGCCAACCUUUCCAAGCUCACUUACCUUGCUCUGGCUCGAAACCAGCUCCACGGUCCAGUCCCUGAUUCGAUCGGACUCAUCGAUAAAUUGAAUGUUCUUCUUCUCUUUGGAAACUAUCUCUCUGGAACAAUCCCACCCUCCAUUGGCAACUUGACAAAGCUCACUUACUUGAGAUUGCAUUACAAUGAGCUAUCUGGCUCUGUACCCUCAGAGAUUGGAAAGCUAAGUAAUCUUUAUCUUCUAACUUUUUUUGAGAACAAACUCAGUGGGCCUCUUCCUUUAUCAAUAAACAAUCUUACCCAAUUGAAGAGACUUUUUGUGGGUGAAAACAAUUUCAGCGGCUCUCUACCUCAAGAGAUUUGCCAUGGUGGGUCAUUUGAAAAGUUGACUGCUGCUAACAACCAUUUUGUGGGUCGAAUCCCAAAAUCCUUGAAAAAUUGUUCCAAAUUGAUGAGACUUAGGCUUGAAAAGAACCAAUUAGUGGGUAACAUAUCAGAGGAUUUUGGGGUGUACCCAAAUUUGGAGUACAUUGAUUUGAGCUAUAAUGAGUUCUAUGGGGAGCUUUCUUGGAAUUGGAGGUUCUUUGGAAACUUGACAAAGUUAAGCAUCUCUAACACUCGAGUUUCUGGGAAGAUACCAGCUGAGCUUGCUGAAGCACAUCGAAUUGAAGAGCUUGAUCUCUCUUCCAAUCAUCUAAUUGGGAAUAUUCCAAAGGAAUUGGGGAAUUUGAGUUCAUUGCGUGUACUUGUGUUGGAUGAUAACAAACUUUCAGGUGGUAUUCCAGUAGAAAUUGGGAUGCUAAUGAAUCUGGAAAAACUCGAUUUGAGUGGAACCAAUUUAAGUGGUGUAGUUGUGGCACAACUUGGGAAUUACUUGAAGCUAAGGGAGCUGAAUUUGAGCAACAAUAGAUUUAGGGGAAGUAUUCCCUCAGAGAUUGGGAAUUUGCGUUCUCUUGAAAGUCUUGAUCUUAGCCAUAACUCACUUGUGGGUGAGAUACCACCACAUAUUGGAGAAAUGCUCCGACUAGAAAGGUUGGAUCUCUCCUACAACAAUCUCUCUGGUUCGAUCCCAUCCACUUUCAAUCGAUUGUUAAGCUUGAUGUAUGUCAAUUUGUCCUACAAUCGGUUGGAGGGUCCUAUUCCUAAUACUAGAGCGUUUCGUGAGGCUCCAAUGGAGGCAUUUUGCAACAACAAGAACUUGUGUGGAAAUGCUCGGGGUCUCAACAGUUGCCCCUCCAAGAUAAGGAACAAUGUCAAUGGGAAUAAUAAGAGGAUAGUGUUGAUCCUAAUCAUAGUAAUUCCUUUUUUGGGCUCUCUUUGUAUUUUUAUUGUCGUUGUUAAAGUUUUCUUUGUUUGUAGUGGGACAGUAAAGAGCGAAGAAAACAAGUUAGGGGAAGAACAAGAGGAGAAUUUGUUUACAAUAUGGAGCGAUGAUGGUAAAAUGGCGUAUGAAAACAUAAUCGAAGCAACAGAAAAUUUUGACCCCAAACAUUGCAUUGGAGAGGGAGCGACCGGGCGUGUUUAUAAAGCUGAAUUGCAAACCGGUCAAGUUGUUGCCGUGAAGAAACUUCACUCAUCUCAAGAUAGCGAUGCAACAAACGCAAGAGCUUUUACUUCGGAGAUUCAUGCACUUGCAGAGAUAAGACAUCGAAACAUCGUGAAGCUACAUGGUUAUUGUUAUCAUGCACAAAACUCGUUUUUGGUUUAUGAGUUCUUGGAGCGGGGAAGCUUGGGGGCAUUAUUGAGAAACGAAAUAGAAGCCGCACAGUUUGAAUGGAUUAAGAGAGUCAAUGUUAUUAAAGGCAUGGCCAACGCGUUGUCCUACCUGCACCAUGAUUGUUCACCCCCGUUGAUCCAUCGAGACAUAUCGAGCAAGAACAUUUUGUUAGAUUUGGAAUAUGAGGCUCACAUCUCAGACUUUGGCACGGCUAGGUUGUUGAAGCCUGACUCAUCUAAUUGGACCACAUUCGCAGGAACCUUUGGAUAUGCUGCUCCAGAGCUUGCUUACACAAUGGAAGUGAAUGAGAAAUGUGACGUUUACAGCUUUGGAGUGGUAACAUUGGAAGUGAUCUUGGGAAGCCAUCCUGGCACUUUCAUCUCAUUCCUAUCAUCAUCGUUGUCAUCAUCAUUGUCAUCAUCAUCUGCCAAUCACAUAUUGUUGAAGGAUGUAGUGGAUCAACACCUCUCGCCUCCUAUGGAUGAAUCUGCAGGAGAAGUGAUCUCAAUUAUGAAGCUUGCAUUUGAAUGCUUGAGCUCCAGUCCACAAUCUCGGCCAACCAUGCAACAAGUUUCAAAGAAGCUAUCAACUAAGAAUCCACCUCUGUCCAGGCCUUUUCUCUUAAUGACACUAGGGCAAUUGUUCUAGAUUUAGGAUCUGUGAAACCAUCUCCAUUGUUUGACGGUAUUGUUUGUUGUUUGUGAGGGUUGUGUGCAAGUUUAGUUCGGAAACUACUUCAUAUCAGGAGGAAGAAGAUGAAGGGAAAAAAAAAUUUGAAACUUGAGUAAGAAGAUAAAUAAAAUUCAAACUUGUUCUCGCUAGGAUUAUUCAAUUUAAUCUAAUCCUAGAGACAUAUUACCAAA